This is a messenger RNA of Salvelinus fontinalis (brook trout), 2027 nucleotides long. RefSeq names its product one cut domain family member 2-like. Gene Ontology annotation, molecular function: RNA polymerase II cis-regulatory region sequence-specific DNA binding; DNA-binding transcription factor activity, RNA polymerase II-specific. NCBI's taxonomy places the organism in Eukaryota, Metazoa, Chordata, Actinopteri, Salmoniformes, Salmonidae. Gene Ontology annotation, biological process: regulation of transcription by RNA polymerase II. The transcript is spliced from 3 exons. The coding region runs from base 229 to 1563 and encodes 444 amino acids. Gene Ontology annotation, cellular component: nucleus. The record is from RefSeq and is a predicted model, not a curated record.
GGACAGCUACAGUGUCCUAAACAGAAUAUGUAGGAGGAGGAGAGGGCUCGGACAUGGAUCUAGGAAGACUCAGCACUGGCCCGUCUGAUAGAGAUCGGUCAUUUUUUUAAAUUUAUAUUUAAAAAAUAAAAAAAACCGAGAGGCCUUAGAGAAAAGAAACCGAAGGAAUUAACAAAACCCAUCCCGGCACAAAAUAUUAAAUAGAUCAAUGGACUGAAUGAGGGCUGAAUGAAGACUGCCUAUAACGCCUAUCGAUGCCUGUCCAAGGAUCUGGAUGCCUACGCCAUGAACCCAGAGAUGACAAUGGACAGCAUUGGCAAUCUGCAUGGCGGACUGAGCCAUGACCAGGACUUGAUGAACAGCCACAGCCCCCAUCACACCCGGAACCCGGGGGCUUCUUUGCGGUUACAUCAGGAUCUGGCUGCUGCAUCGUCGCGGUCCGCCAUGGUGUCCAGCAUGGCAACGAUUCUGGACGGAGCCGGAGAGUACCGACCAGAAUUGUCUCUCCCGCUCCAUCACGCUAUGAGCAUGCCGUGUGAUACAUCCCCACCGGGGAUGGGGAUGAACGGCACAUACACCACGUUAACUCCACUUCAACCUUUACCCCCAAUUUCAACCGUUUCGGACAAAUUCCACCAUCCGCAUCACCAUCACCACCACCACCAGCGUCUCUCUGGGAACGUAAGCGGGAGUUUCACGCUGAUGCGGGACGAGAGAUGUUUACCAGCAGUGAACAACCUCUACAGUCCCUAUCAUAAGGACAUGACCGGGAUGGGUCAGAGUUUAUCCCCCCUGGCCAGCAGCCCUCUUGGCAAUGGCUUGGGUUCUCUUCAUAACACACAGCAAAACCUCCAUAACUAUGGCACUCAUGGGCACGACAAGAUGCUAAGCUCAAACUUCGAUGCCCACACUGCCAUGCUGGCCAGGGGGGAUCAACACCUCUCACGAGGCCUCGGUGGCCCCACGGCAGGUAUGAUGCCGCAUUUGAACGGGAUGCACCACACCGGGCACCCGGGCCACCCUCAAUCCCACGGGCCUGUGUUGGCUUCCAACCGGGACAGACCGCCCUCCUCCUCGGGACAACAAGGUAACAACUCGGGGCAGCUUGAAGAGAUCAACACGAAAGAAGUGGCACAAAGGAUCACAGCCGAACUGAAGCGGUAUAGCAUCCCCCAGGCUAUAUUCGCUCAGAGGGUGCUGUGUCGCUCGCAAGGCACCCUUUCAGACCUUUUAAGGAACCCCAAACCUUGGAGUAAACUUAAAUCUGGAAGGGAGACCUUUCGAAGGAUGUGGAAGUGGCUGCAGGAACCCGAGUUUCAGAGGAUGUCAGCCCUACGGCUUGCAGGUACCAGUAGAGAGCACGCCAUGAUUGGGUCAAAUGGGAUGCUCUGUCAGACACUGACAACAUUGUGCACAGGGACUCAAAACUAUGAGGACCAUGCCUCAAGACUACCUAGCCUGAUGACUCCUGGCUGUCACCAGAAGUGCUACCUUGUCCCAGACCUGCUGUUUUCCUCUCUCUCUCUACCGCACCUGCUGUCUCGACGUCUGAAUAGGCUAUGAAAAGCCAACUGACAUUUACUCCUGUUACACCCUCUACAACCACUGUGAUUAUUAUUAUCUCACCCUGCUGGUCAUGUUUGAACAUCUUGGCCAUGUCCUCUUAUAAUCUCCACCUAGCACAGCCAGAAGAGGUCACCCCUCAUAGCCUGGUUCCUCUCUAGGUUUCUUCCUAGGUUUUGGCCUUUCUAGGGAGUUUUUCCUAGCCACCGUGCUUCUACACCUGCAUUGCUCACUGUUUGGGGUUUUAGGCUGGGUUUCUGUACAGCACUUUGUGACAUUAGCUGAUGUACGAAGGGAUAUAUAAAUACAUUUGAUUUGAUUAAACACUUGGAAUAGUCUCCACAGAACAAGAUUUACGUGUGUAAAACAAGGCAAGUUCACAAAAUAUGUCAAGGUGGCGCAUUUGCUAAGGACGACAUAGGACCCCGUAUGUACUGUGAAGAAAGCAGUGAAAACAUGUCCGU